UAGAAUAAAGACCUCUUCACUACAAGUGACCAGAUGGAGUUCAAGUCCAUAGAAAACUGCGUUCUUCGAGCAAGGCUGAAUUUCCCGGAGCUCAAAGGUCCGAAGCACGAGUCGACGGAAGAGGCAGUGAUUCGGUUUGUCGAGCAAUACGAACGCCUUUCGGCACCUUUGAGGGACUCGAAGGGGCGACUGGAUACCGCCGAGAAGAUGCGGAAAGACUUGCACAAAACAGAGGAUGAAUUGCACGCAGCUCAAGGGCGACUCUCUGGUUGGAGCAGGGACUACAAGGAGUUGAAGACGCGUCAUCUCCAGGACACCGAUCAGCUCAAGCGCACGAUUGAUAGACUUCGGCUCGAAAACAGUGAGCAGGUCUCCUCACAUGGUGCUAAGUUGCGCAAGGAGCAAAGCUCCCUUCAGCGCGAGAAUGAUCAACUCAAGGCGAUGUUCGAGGGUCAGCUAAGGAAAAUGCGAGAUGACUCAGCCUUACAAGCAAAAACCAUCAAAGAUCUCCAGGCACAGAUAAUCCAAGAGAGAACACAAUGGAAUGCAGCUGUGCAGCGCUUAGAAGGAGAUAAGGGUGUCUUGGACAGUCGUUUGAGAUCGGUGCAAUCCGACUAUGAUAGCCGGCUUAGAGAGGUAGAAGAGAAGUCCGAAAACCGUUUGCAGCGAGAAAGAGGAAAGUACGAAGACCUGAUAUCGUCCUUGGAAUCACAGAUUGCACAACUAAAGAAUAAUGCUCAAAAGGAAUUGCUUACCCAGAAGGAGCAGCUUAUAAAAGAACAUGAGGAGGAGAGCUCCCAGCUCCGGACCGUGAUUGAGGAUUUCAAGGUCGCUUCGACGCAAAGAGAACACUUUAAAGGCUUAACAGAUCGCGAUGUUUCUGGACAUUUUUUGCGGCUGGCGAACGAUAUCGAAGACUUCUCGCGAUUAGAAUGGGAUUUUCGCAAAGAGCAUGACUGGCCGUUCACUGAGGAUCAGCUGAGGCAAUUUUACCCCAAGAAUACAAGGAAGCUGAAACAGCAAAUUGUUCAAAACACCAUGUGGGUGGUUUUAUAUAAUCACGUUUUCCGGUCGCCAUUUCGAAUACUUGGCACAGACGGUAAGGACAUUGACGCAGAUUGGAUCGAUAUUUACUCGCCAGACGUUUCUCCGUACGAAUGGCCCAAUGUACCGGUAGAGCUAGAGAGAAGUCGGUACGAGAGUGCGAAAGCCUUCUUAGGUGCCAUAGACCCUUCAGCAGCUCCAGGUAGACUGAAGGAUGGAUAUGAGGAAACUGUAACGACAGCAGUGAACGCCGUUUGGCGUGCGUUACAAAGGGUUGCAACAGUAGAGGCGAAGAAUCGCAAAAUCCUGGAAGGCAUUUUGCGUUUAUCCGCGAAGGUCUGGCUAGAGUUAUGUUCUCAGAGGUACCGCCUGAUUGUAAAUCUGUCCAACGGAAGUGGCGACGUUCUGACUUCAAUGAGAACCGAUACCGGAUCUCUCAUACUCAUAGUCAGACCAGACCUAAAAAGAUACGGAGAUAGCCAAGGCAAGGACCUUGAGCGUGGAGAAGCAGUUGCCGGGUGGAAAAGUCUGGUGGAGACCUACCCGUCGUAGCCAUCGACAAUAGAAUAGCCUAGAUGCCUUCAGAUGCCUGUAAGC
Cucurbitaria berberidis CBS 394.84 is the source of this 1641-nucleotide messenger RNA. RefSeq lists its product as uncharacterized. Lineage: Eukaryota; Fungi; Ascomycota; Dothideomycetes; Pleosporales; Cucurbitariaceae. The coding region runs from base 34 to 1596 and encodes 520 amino acids. The transcript has 2 exons. The record is from RefSeq and is a predicted model, not a curated record.